AUGAACUGGGAAAGCCCAUUUUUAUUUCAAGCUACAGCUUUCUAUCAGUUGGCUGCCUUGCCAUUUGCUUUCUUGUUUCAUUAUCUAUGCUGCUGUACGAAUCUCUCUAUAAAUUCAAGGUAUAUUUUCCUCUUGGUUGGUGGCUUCAUCCUUGCUUGUGCUGCCAUGGGGUGCUACGCCCUGCUGGUAUUUGUAUCUGCCUUCUGCUCUCUCGCUAUAAUCCAUUCAGCCGACCUGCAGCAAGUCCACCAAUGGGCAUUCUGCUUCCAGAUGACCUGGCAAACACUCUGCCAUUUUUGGCUGCAGUAUAAAGAGUACUAUCUCCAAGAAACUACAUGCCCCAGAUUUUCCAUCACCCUUUCUGUCCUCAUGCUGAUGACCCAGAGGAUCACCUCACUGACUCUGGACAUCCACGAAGGCAAAGUGAGGCUGUGGCUGCCACAUGCAGAGAAGGGACCUCUUGAGCGGCAUCUACAUCAGGCGCUGCCGGUUUGCACUUACCUGCUUUCUUUCCCUACCCUGCUGGGUGGCCCUUUGUGUUCUUUCAACAGAUUUCAGACAUGGAUAAGGUGUUCCAGAAGAACCUCAUUUUCUCAGUGCUCUCUUUGGGCUGCCAUUCAAAAAGCUUUAGGUGCUCUGAUGCUUGGCUUCCUGAAGAAUAUGCUGAGAGGAUACAUUUGCGCUCAGGCUGAUCAGAACGACUGUUCUUGCUUUGGCUGUGUUUAUGUCCUGUGGACUUCAGCCUUGUUCUUCAGGCUGACCUAUUACUCCAACUGGAUGCUUGAUGAGUCCCUCUUCCUUGCAGCUGGUUUGGGAUUGGAAUUAGAUUGUGCGGGAACUGCUGAAGGAAUCCUUAUGGAUGCAGACAUUUGGACCCUAGAAACAACUAACACGAUUGCCGUCUUUACCCGAACAUGGAACAAGAGUACAGCUCAAUGGCUGAGGAGGCUCGUAUUCCAGCGGAGCAAGUCACAUCCUCUGUGGGCUACUUUUGCCUUCUCGGCCUGGUGGCACGGCCUCCAUCCUGGGCAGGUCUUUGGGUUCUUGUGUUGGGCGGUUAUGGUGAAAGCUGACUACGGUUUCCAUCGCUUUUUCCGCUCAAUUGCAAAAUCCCAGCCACAGAGAGUAGUGUGUCAAAGCCUGACUUGGUGUCACACCCAGCUAGUUGUGGCGUAUAUUAUAAUAGCUGUUGAGAGGAGAACCCUCUCCGUACUUUGGUGGCUAUUUUUUUCAUACAAUAGUUUCUUUCCAUUAGUCUAUGUAAUUUCACUUCUCUUGUUAGCAAAGGAAAAAGCGAUCAGUCCCACUGACCCUCAUGUGCAUACUUCCUGACCAUAGAAAUGUAUUUUAAAAGAUAUCGGUGUUGGAAUUUAACCCCACACUGCCCAAGUUUCAAGUCAUCAAUAAGGAACAGUUUAGUUAGAACUAGCUGUGCCCGGCCACGCGUUGCUGUGGCAAAGUGGUGGUGGUAUUGGUUAAAAAUUGUUGUGUAAUUUUUAUUUGACGUUAUUUGUAUUUUUUAAUUAAUUUUAUUGCAAGUUAUCUUUUUAUUUUUUAUAUUUUAUUAUUUUCUUAUAUAAUUUUUAGUUAUUUUUUGUUAUUAUGGUAUUUUAUUGUAUUAAUUUUUUUAGUGUUUUUAAUUAUUUUUAGUGUUUUUAAUUAUUUUUUAUUGGGUUGCUAGGAGACCAAGUUGGAGAGGCUUAGCCUUCUAACUGGCAGCAAUUGGAUAAAAUGAAUUAUUCCUCUCUCUCUAAUUAGGACUUUGUUUUUCUUUUCUUUUUGUUGUAUCAACCUAGAGCUGUGGAUGAUGGGUUGUGUCGUCAAAUUUCGAGG
Molecule: messenger RNA, 1833 nt
Organism: Anolis carolinensis (green anole)
Lineage: Eukaryota; Metazoa; Chordata; Lepidosauria; Squamata; Anolidae
Gene: mboat4
Product: membrane bound O-acyltransferase domain containing 4
Exons: 3
Coding region: 1-1332 (443 amino acids)
Biological process (GO): lipid modification; peptidyl-serine octanoylation
Cellular component (GO): endoplasmic reticulum membrane
Molecular function (GO): serine O-acyltransferase activity
Source: RefSeq, a predicted model, not a curated record